This is a messenger RNA of Chelonoidis abingdonii (Abingdon island giant tortoise), 801 nucleotides long. NCBI's taxonomy places the organism in Eukaryota, Metazoa, Chordata, Testudines, Testudinidae. The record is from RefSeq and is a predicted model, not a curated record.
AUGCCAGAAAUCGAGGAACAUUUGUCAGCGAGCGUCAAAGGAACAAAAUGUAAUUAUGGAACAAAGUUCGAUACACAUUCUCUCGUAGCCAUAUUUGAUGAACAAGAUCCACAUCAUGGAGGUGACGGUACCAGCGCUAGCUCGACGGGCACUCAAAGUCCAGAGAUUUUUGGCAGUGAACUUGGCUCCAACUCUGUGUCAGCCUUUCAGCCUUAUCAAGCAACAAGUGAAAUUGAAGUCACACCUUCAGUUCUUCGUGCAAAUAUGCCUCUUCAUGUACGGCGUAGCAGUGACCCCGCAUUGAUUGGCCUCUCAACCUCUGUAAGCGAUACUAAUUUUUCUUCAGAAGAACCUUCCCGAAAAAACCCCACAAGAUGGUCCACAACAGCAGGAUUCCUCAAGCAGAACACCCCUGGGAUGCCCAGUAGUCAUGACAGAAAGAAAGAUGAAAACUACAGAAGCUUACCACGGGAUACUAGUAACUGGUCUAACCAGUUUCAGAGAGACAAUGCUCGCUCAUCGUUAAGUGCCAGUCAUCCCAUGGUGGACAAGUGGCUGGAGAGGCAAGAACAGGAUGAAGAUGGGACAGAGGAGGACAACAGCAGGCUUGAACCAGUUGGACAUGCAGACAGUGGUUUGGAGACCACCACCAAUUUUUCCUUAGAACUAAUAUUCAGUGAUAUGGUAAAGCUCGUAGAAGUCUCCAAUGACGGUGGGCCUUUGGGAAUCCAUGUAGUGCCUUUCAGUGCCCGAGGCGGAAGAUUACAAUGACUGGUUUGCCGCUCUCAAUCUCCAGGAUGC